Molecule: messenger RNA, 5411 nt
Organism: Coregonus clupeaformis (lake whitefish)
Lineage: Eukaryota; Metazoa; Chordata; Actinopteri; Salmoniformes; Salmonidae
Product: phospholipid-transporting ATPase IH-like
Exons: 32
Coding region: 485-3901 (1138 amino acids)
Biological process (GO): phospholipid translocation
Cellular component (GO): recycling endosome; endoplasmic reticulum; trans-Golgi network
Molecular function (GO): ATPase-coupled intramembrane lipid carrier activity; ATP binding; ATP hydrolysis activity
Source: RefSeq, a predicted model, not a curated record
GAACCUUUCGCAUUUUCUCCCUCCAGAUGGAAGAACCAUAACAGAGCGAAAAGACAGCGGGACUGGAGGGAAAGACUGAUAUGAUAGGAUAUUUCUAGAAGGAAAAGAAGUGAAACGCACUCUUGGAACAAACACCAAGGGAAGAGGUGAAAAUAAGCUCUUCAAAAGCCCUUGCAAUGAUCCGUUUUACAAACGUUUAUUCGUUGUGAAAAGGGACAUUCCGGAAACUAUGAAGCAAGGAUAGCAGUACCGUCACAUUUCUCAGUUGCAUGGCUGUCCAAACCGCGAACAUGAAAGGAUGACAUAAAAAUCUAAACAGCCGACUGAAAGACCACUGCUUUCUCACGCUCAUAUAGAUGGAGAGACAGAGCGUUCGUGAGCGAUGGAUGCUGGAGCAGAGAUGAACAUUAGGUAGCGUUGGUAAAUAUCCAAGGAGACUGGAAAGUGGACAGUAAAGAAUAGCCGCUGGGGAGCUGUCGAAAGGAUGGAUUUUAGCGUGCUACGGAAUCUCAUCAGUAGAUACUGUGCUGGGGAGGAGUACUGGGUGGACAGUCGCACAGUCUACAUCGGUCACAAAGAACCCCCGCUGGGGGCCGACGCCUACAUCCCUCAGCGUUACCCCGACAACCGCAUUGUUUCUUCCAAGUACACCUUAUGGAACUUCAUCCCCAAGAACCUGUUUGAACAGUUCAGAAGAAUCGCCAACUUCUACUUCCUGCUCAUCUUCCUGGUCCAGCUCAUCAUAGACACGCCUACCAGCCCCGUCACCAGCGGAUUGCCUCUAUUCUUUGUCAUCACCGUCACCGCCAUUAAACAGGGUUAUGAAGACUGGCUGAGACACAAGGCAGACCGCAGUAUAAAUGAGUGUCCUGUGGACGUGGUGCAGGAAGGGACGGUGGUGAGGACGCAGAGCCACAAGCUACGGGUGGGGGACGUUGUCAUGGCGAGGGAAGACGAGACAUUCCCCUGUGACCUUAUCCUGCUCUCGUCCAGCCGCGAUGAUGGAACCUGCUACGUCACCACCACCAGCCUGGAUGGAGAGUCCAGCCACAAGACCUACUAUGCUGUACCAGACACCAUGGCCUUUAAGACAGAGCAGGAGGUGGACUCUCUACAUGCGACUAUUGAAUGUGAACAACCACAGCCUGACCUCUACAAAUUUGUGGGGCGCAUCAAUAUUUAUAAGGAAAGUGAAGACCCCAUAGCCAGACCCCUGGGAGCUGAGAACCUUCUCCUCAGAGGAGCCACCCUGAAGAACACAGAACGCAUUUAUGCUGUAGCCAUCUACACGGGCAUGGACACCAAGAUGACGCUGAACUACCAGUCCAAAUCCCAGAAACGCUCCGCUGUGGAAAAGUCGAUGAAUGCAUUCCUGAUAGUGUAUCUGUGUAUCCUGAUCAGUAAAGCGGUCAUUAAUACAGUUCUGAAGUACGCGUGGCAGUGGUCUCCUGACCACGACGAACCCUGGUACAACCACAGGACCGAAAUCGACAGAGAACGCCACGUGGUGAUCAGGGCGUUCACAGACUUCCUGGCCUUCAUGGUGUUGUUUAACUACAUCAUUCCAGUCUCCAUGUAUGUUACCGUGGAGAUGCAGAAGUUCCUGGGGUCUUACUUCAUAGCCUGGGACAAGGAUAUGUAUGAUGAGGAGCUGGGGGAGGGGGCUCAGGUCAACACAUCAGACCUCAAUGAAGAGCUGGGACAGGUGGAGUAUGUGUUUACUGAUAAGACGGGGACGUUAACCGAGAACAACAUGGAGUUUAUAGAGUGCUGUGUGGACGGACAUGUCUAUAUCCCCCACGCCAUCUGUAAUGGACAGAUCCUCAGUGCUGCUUCCAGCAUAGACAUGAUCGACUCCUCACCUGGAGGAUACCACAGGGAGCAUGAGGAGCUGUUCUUCCGGGCUCUGUGUCUGUGCCACACGGUGCAGGUGAAGGAGGAGGAGACAGUGGAUAGCAUCAAGAGAGGGAUCCACCAGGGAAAACCCACCUCCUUCUACAUAUCAUCCUCUCCUGAUGAGGUGGCUCUGGUGGAGGGCAUGAAGAGGUUGGGGUACACAUAUCUGAGACUAAAAGACCGUCAUAUGGAGAUUCUCAAUAAGGACGAUGAGAUUGAGAGGUUUGAGCUGCUACACGUGCUGAACUUUGACUCUGUCAGGAGGAGAAUGAGCGUCAUUGUCAAGUCUAGUGCAGGGGAGUACCUGUUGUUCUGUAAGGGGGCUGACUCCUCCAUCUUCCCCAGGGUGGUGUCAGGGAAGGUGGGGCAGGUGAGGGCGCGGGUGGAGCAGAACGCUCUGGAGGGCUUGCGGACCCUGUGUGUGGCUUACAGGAGUCUCUCCCUAGUGGAGUACGAGGAGACGUGUCAUCAGCUGAGCGACGCCAAGCUGGCCCUGCAGGACAGGGAGCAGCGACUGGCGCAGGCUUAUGACCUCAUCGAGAGAGACUUCACCCUGCUGGGGGCCACAGCUGUGGAGGACAGGCUCCAGGAGAAGGCAGCAGACACCAUCGAGUCUCUCCACAAGGCUGGGAUGAAGGUGUGGGUCCUGACGGGGGACAAGAUGGAGACGGCGGCUGCUACGUGUUAUGCUAGCAAGCUAUUCCGCCGCUCCACUCAAAUAUUGGAGCUGACCAAGAAACGAACUAAGGAACAGAGUCUACAUGACGUUCUGUUUGACCUGAGCAGAACCGUACUUAGACAACGCUCCCUGUCAGGGCUGUCUGUAGACUGUCACGACUAUGGUCUGAUCAUCGACGGGGCCACCCUGUCUGAGGUGCUGAAGCCCAGUCCAGAGAGCUCUGGCUCGGGGAACUACAGAGAGAUCUUCCUGGAGAUCUGUAGGAACUGCAGCGCCGUUCUCUGCUGCCGCAUGGCGCCCCUACAGAAAGCACAGAUUGUGAAGCUAAUCAAGGCGUCUAAGGAGCACCCCAUCACUCUGGCCAUCGGAGACGGAGCCAACGACGUCAGCAUGAUCCUCGAGGCACACGUGGGCAUAGGCAUCAUGGGUAAGGAGGGUCGCCAGGCAGCGAGGAACAGCGACUACGCCAUCCCAAAGUUCAAACACCUGAAGAAGAUGCUGCUGGUUCACGGCCACUUCUACUACAUCCGCAUCGCUGAGCUGGUGCAGUACUUCUUCUAUAAGAAUGUGUGCUUCAUCUUCCCUCAGUUCCUAUAUCAGUUCUUCUGUGGAUUCUCUCAGCAGCCCCUGUACGACACGGCCUACCUGACGCUGUACAACAUCAGCUUCACCUCCCUGCCCAUCCUCCUCUACAGCCUAAUAGAGAAACACGUCAGCAUAGAGACGCUGAAGAGAGACCCCACUCUGUACAGGGACGUAGCUAAGAACUCUCUCCUGCGCUGGCCCGUGUUCCUGUACUGGACGUGCCUGGGCUUAUUUGACGCCUGUAUCUUCUUUUUUGGUGCCUACUUCCUGUUCGACAACACCACCUUCACUAGCAAUGGACAGCUUAUGACCACCAACACACAGAUGAUGUUUGGGAACUGGACUUUCGGGACUCUCGUCUUUACUGUGCUGGUGUUCACGGUCACGUUUAAGCUUGCCUUGGACACACACCACUGGACCUGGAUCAACCAUUUUGUCAUCUGGGGCUCCCUGCUUUUCUAUGUCAUCUUCUCACUGCUCUGGGGAGGCAUCAUAUGGCCCUUCCUGAACUACCAGAGAAUGUACUAUGUGUUCAUGCAGAUGUUGUCCAGCGGUCCGGCUUGGCUCAGCAUCAUCCUGCUCAUCACGGUCAGUCUGCUGCCUGACGUGGUCAAGAAGGUCCUCUGCAGAACCCUGUGGCCUACCGCCACCGAACGCGCACAGUCCACUUGCCCGUGCCUUACCGUGGAGCCAUCCACCAUCUUCGUGCUCUCUCAGUCCGAUAGCAGAUUGAGUUUCUGAUUGGCCGAGAGAUGGCAGAGGAGGAGGAGAGGGUGAAUGCUGAUGGGGUGUGUGAGGGGAGUGUAUCCUCGGUACCCAGUCCCCAGUCCUGUUGAUGGAGGUGGAGGUGGAGGCAGUGAGAGAGACAUGCUUUGCCCUGCUAGGACCUGUGAGGGGGACAGAAGAGGUGGAGGGGUGCAAGCUGCCAGGACCUAUGACUCCAUGAUGUCACACAACCCUAACUACCUGCUCAGCCAGCCCCUAGACCACGCCCCCUCAGAGAACUAGGGUUGCUACGGAUGUUGACAAGCCGUUGCAGGGCAGUGUAGCAGAGUUGACCCCCGUGUCCCCUGGCCCUUCUGGCCCUUCCUCCAAACGGAAGAGUACUGACUCCUCCCACCUCCACAUCAGGGUUCCAAAAUCCCUCCCACUCCGCAGAUCUGAGUCCUUCCCCCUCAAACUACUAUUGGCCCACUGGACUGAUGGGGGCGGGGCAGACCGCUACACCCUCAGCCCCUACAUGCUCCGCCUCUCAGGGGCCGGUUUCACCUACUACGCACCGGGGCCAGAGACCUUUGUGUGACACACACACUCACACACACACACAGGCUAAUGUGUGAACACACAACGAUGUGCACACACACAGAGACCAAUGUGAGCUAAACCUACAGCCUACCAUGGAUGUGGAAGGAUUUGUGUUCCACUCAUAAACAAUGCAAACACACACACACGCAAAGUAAUUCACACAUACUCAAAAACAUGAAACAUCUUCACACAAUUCACCAUAUGCAUUGUCAGCCAUUCAAAUAUACCCCCCUCCCCCAAGCUGCCUCCCACUGGCCUGUCAUAGUAAAUGUAAAUGUAAUAGUUCCAUUUCAGUCUGGUCCUGAUCUCAGUCCAGUCCCAGUCCACACCUCUACUCUGUUCUGCUACUCCACUCUCCAUGUAAAAAUACUUGAAUCCAACGUUGACACCAGUAGUGUUAAAGGAAAACUCUCACAGAACACAAGAAGUUCUGUAUUUGAAUGUGCGUCUCUUCUACACUAAGGAAUCGUACUGUGUCACAAUAUGAAACAGCAUUUUCUGUUUCUAUUUUAUUUACUGUCGUUGUCUUUUUUUAAACUUUAUUUUCUCUGUCUCUCAAAUAUGUUCCUUUUGUUGAAAUAACGGGAGUUGCUUCGCAAAAUGUUCUGGGGAGAAAGACAUCUGUUAUUCACUGCACGUGUGAGUGUGUGUGUGUGUAAAUAUGUGUGUGUGUGUUCAAGAGAUACCUCUGCCUUAGUAUAACAAUAACAGCAGGCUAGGAGCCAAAGGAGAAGAAGGGAACUGUGUAAUUCUCACUAUAGUGGUGUAUCUGUCUAUUCUAAAGCCUUACACACCUAAUUUUCCCUUUUCCCCUAUCCCCCAUUCCCCAGUGAACUUGUGUAAGUCUGAACGCAAUGGAUUGGUGUAAGUAGUAUGGUGAAAAUUCCACCAAGCCUUUCAAGGAACAAUAUGGAGCUACUAGUAUAGUUGUACACAAGGGCCUAGG